Molecule: messenger RNA, 2776 nt
Organism: Heterobasidion irregulare TC 32-1
Lineage: Eukaryota; Fungi; Basidiomycota; Agaricomycetes; Russulales; Bondarzewiaceae
Exons: 5
Coding region: 181-2613 (810 amino acids)
Source: RefSeq, a predicted model, not a curated record
CACGCUCCUGAUCGGCAUCCCGUUCUGUAGACUCUUUCAAGCCCGUAGCUUGGACAGUCCUCUCGACUAAAAUCAACCUCCGUCAUCAGGAAGUAUUUUUUAUAAUCCUUAAGCGCCUCCGAGUUGUCACCGAGAACGGGACCGUCACGUGUCAGACUUGAAUAGUCCACUUUGAUUACCAUGUCUGAUUCACCACCGACAUCUAUUCCUAGCACACCUAUGUUCUCGAACCAGCUUUUAUGGCCACACUAUGGCUACCCCCACACCGUACCGGGACAGACAUAUCUUGUCUCUCCCGCCCCACCCCUACCCCCACCACCUCGACCGCAGGUGGUAUCCCUUCCUUCUCUAACGCCACAGACUCCAACUGCGCCUCGGUUUCCCGCAGCUCCCAUCUCCCCUCUCUCGCUCAGUAUAAAUAACCCGCCCAUCUCAGCUGCCGCUUCCGUAAUUAACACUCCUGCGCCCCCUUAUCAGUCCGUUCUUUCCACACCCGCUCCAGGUAGCAUGCACGCUUGUUGGUGUAUACAGCCCCAUGCGCCCCACCACUACCCUCAAUUCCAGUAUCUAUCUCAUAGUCAGAAUGCGCCCCCGCACGUAGUCGGCGCUGACUCCUCGGGUUAUUUUCCUCCACAGCACCCAGUGGACGACGGGCAGGCAGGUGGCCCACUUCCUCCAAAUGACUCCUCUAAGCUACAGGGCAAUCAGGCUCCUACUGACGGUCAAGACGUCCCUCAGCCUGGUGUCGGCCAGAGUGAAUUCGCCACUGAGGGCGGGGGGCCGAUUUCACUAGCUCAGAGAAAUCUUGAACCCUCCCACUCAGCAGCGCUUAAAGUACGAAGUGUGGUCAAGAAAAGAUCCGUGGGCUUUGCUCCUCUCGAUCCUCAUAACACCUAUCACCCUCAACACUCGUCCCCUCUCGUGUCCGUGCCCGCGCAGGUGCGCAGUCCAAACUUGGUGCACAAUCGCCCCGAAGACGGCGUUCAAGGCAGCUCCUCCAAGAGAGUCCGUUUAUUCCCACCUGAAUCAGCGCCUGGUAUGCCUUCAUCGCCUUUGGUCGCCUCGUGGCAGGCCUUCUCGCAUCAGAUGUCCAGGAACCCCAAGAGUCAUGUACAGGAUGGAAGCCCUUCUCACUGGGACGGCAGUGACCGCGUCCACCCUUCUCCUUCCAUUCGCACUGACCAAUUGGAGUACACACCACCCGAAUUCUGGUCGCGCAACGUCGUGACGGAGCCUGGCACCAGAUCCGUACAAAGAGAUCAUCCACUCAAUCGAUCCGGGCCUAGACGGUAUUCCAGAGAUUCUGUCGAGCAGUUAUAUGCCGAAUGGUCCUCGCUCGAUGAUUCUGCAGUAAGUGCUGAAGUACAAGAUGCAAAGCCCUCAACAACAGCCGCGCCUGCAACGGGACGCAUACAGGCAAAAGAUCUUCCCCCAUUGCCCAUGCAGUCAAGAGGGUCUAGUCUCCCUGAAGAGCAUAUCUCGUUGCCCAAUGAUCAACUACACUCGACACAUCAUGACGAUCCGCCACUCGUGAUACUGCCAGCGGAGCGAAGAGAGCGAGCUGGGCCUAUAAAGGGUACAUGGAGAGCCAUUCAUCAGAAUUCGAACAUGUCCCUCGCCUUACAGCUCGAACUUGAGGGUGCGAUACCAGAGCUGGUAUUGGAUCUGGGUCCAGAUCUAUCACCUCUAGGAUCUCCUGUUGGUUCCAUGUCCGACGACUACUCAAUACUAUCCGUGCAGCCAACACUGCCGGAUGACCACACUUUGUCUGCGAGGGAGCAUGGGCAGUCAUCUUCUGUAUCUGGAAUGCGAACAUGGACACAGGAGGAAUAUCUGCACCCACCUGACUCAUUGAUGUUCUCCCUGAGUACCGUUUCAUCUGUGUCUUCCUGGAAUCCCAGCUCGGGUUCCGGAAAAGGACGCAGUGUGCGACCUAUGAACGCAGCAGCUGAGGUCAAGGAUGCGGCGUCCAGUAAUCUUCAGAGGACCGAACGUGCUACACACGACGCGCGAGGGAUGCUCGCAGUUUCACGCGCCGAUCUCGAUGCCUGCUUCAAAGCUGUCACAAAGAUCCGUUCUCACCUCUACCCAGCUGAGCGAAGGCUGGGCCAAAGCUCUGCAGACGUUGUGUGCUCGAAUCUUUGGGAUUCUCUUAGCGCCGUAAAGGCUGUCUUUGGUCAAAUCGAGUUGGAGUUUCCCAGCAAAGGCUAUCCCACGAAGACGGAGACGACGUGGUUACAAAAGCGGCGUGACAUGCUGCUAUCACUGCAGCGGAACUGCCUCCACCUUGUCUCCCUGGAGAGAAAGAUUGCUAGGCGUGAUUUGACCAGGAGGGCAUCAGACAUUUGUCAGAAGAUAGAACAAUUUGAUACGAAGAUCUUUGAUAUCUAUAUUCGUCUCGCUAUUUCGCAUCACAUCUUGCAUGAAAGUCACCUGCGCACCCGACUUCGAGAAUAUCGCCGUGACCACAGGGAAGAUAUUGACCCAGAAGUGCUUCGUCAGUUGGGCGCUCGUAUUCGCAAGGAGAGGACUGUCGUUGACAUCCUACGGAACCCGAAGUCGCCCAGAAGGCUGUCAAUAAUGAGAAUGAAAAUAGACGAGGCCUAUUCGUAGCCGCGAUGUCCAAAGUUGGGUGCAUCAUCUCUGAUGAAGUUGUGCACUUGAUAUCUGGGCUGUUUUUUUACAUUUUUGAUGUUUUUACACCACUAAUGAUAGGAUGAAGUGCCCACACUGUAACGAUACUUUAAUGAUAAUGAAAUAUAAGGUUUUAAUCUCG